Molecule: messenger RNA, 447 nt
Organism: Darwinula stevensoni
Lineage: Eukaryota; Metazoa; Arthropoda; Ostracoda; Podocopida; Darwinulidae
Source: the annotation of a GenBank genome assembly
AUGUAUCUCUGGAUGAUUGCCCCUCAUCUUCCAAUGCAUUACGGUGCUGCACUAAGGAAAAUGAAGUACUUGCUCAAGUGGCGUGUGGUGAUCAACUUCGACCAUUUCCUCGACGAACUAGUCUGCGAGAAGUUGAUUCUACCCGUGAAGGAAAGGGGGCUUCGAUCGAAGAAUGAAUACUCUGAACAGAUCGAAUGCACCUUCCUCGAUCUUUGCACGCGAAACCCUCGGCAAACCUACCUGCAACUUCUCGCAAUUUUUGAUAACAUGGGCAGACAGGACAUCAUAACGGAUCUUUCUGGAAGCAUGGAUCCACCACAUGGUAACCAGGGUACCCCAAUUCAGCAUGCACACUCAGCCUCUUAUCUCUUCAGUGAAACGUCAGGGGCAAGCGACGGAAGGUCGAGCAAUGGAGAUGCAAGCAACAUCCCUAGUACAUUUGCGCAG